AGAUUUAACGACAUAUAGCGUUGUUAAUUAUUACAUAGCUAGCUUAUUACAUAUAUAACUGGAUAACUAGCUAAUUUGAAGUAUAAGCGGGUAGCAAUAUUUGUCUCUCGUUAGCAAGCUAGGUUAGCCCAAACAGAUUACAACUGAACAGAAAGUGCAACAAACAUGAGAAAUCACAGCCAACUCCGCCAGUGAGCACUCAGGGGGAUGGUGUCGAGUGUUGCUGGUCAGUGUGUGUCUGUGAGCAGCGUGUCACUCAGGCAGUGUGAUUGACUAUGGCGGACAGAACUGACGACGAUGACGUCAUCCACCUGGUCAGCUUCAACAUCCACCGCAGCCAAGGUCGUCGGGAACGCAGGAGGAACUUCAUCACCAUAUCAGAUGACUCUGACGAGGAGCCGGUUACUCUGGACCCUGACGAUGAUGUCAGCAUACUAGAGCCCCUGAAUCCGUCACGGCGACGUGUGAUUCGUCCAGCAGCACUGUGGGGUGUGGCCUCUGAAGGCGAUGGGCCAAUCAUAGAGCUAAAAGAGGUUGAGGGUCAUCAGACUGCACCCCUUCCAUCGAGGUCACAGUACAGAGAGAGAGACACCUCCGCCCCAUCCACCUCACAGUACAGAGAGAGAGACUCCUCCGCCCCAUCCACCUCACAGUACAGAGACAGAGACUCCUCCGCCCCAUCCACCUCACAGUACAGAGACAGAGACACCUCCGCCCCAUCCACCUCACAGUACAGAGACACCUCCGCCCCAUCCACCUCACAGUACAGAGACAGAGACUCCUCCGCCCCAUCCACCUCACAGUACAGAGACAGAGACUCCUCCGCCCCAUCCACCUCACAGUACAGAGAGAGAGACUCCUCCGCCCCAUCCACCUCACAGUACAGAGAGAGAGACUCCUCCGCCCCAUCCACCUCACAGUACAGAGACACCUCCGCCCCAUCCACCUCACAGUACAGAGACAGAGACACCUCCGCCCCAUCCACCUCACAGUACAGAGACAGAGACUCCUCCGCCCCAUCCACCUCACAGUACAGAGACAGAGACACCUCCGCCCCAUCCACCUCACAGUACAGAGACAGAGACUCCUCCGCCCCAUCCACCUCACAGUACAGAGAGAGAGACUCCUCCGCCCCAUCCACCUCACAGUACAGAGAGAGAGACUCCUCCGCCCCAUCCACCUCACAGUACAGAGAGAGAGACUCCUCCGCCCCAUCCACCUCACAGUACAGAGAGAGAGACUCCUCCGCCCCAUCCACCUCACAGUACAGAGAGAGAGACUCCUCCGCCCCAUCCACCUCACAGUACAGAGAGAGAGACACCUCCGCCCCGUCCACCUCACAGUACAGAGACACCUCCGCCCCAUCCACCUCACAGUACAGAGACAGAGACUCCUCCGCCCCAUCCACCUCACAGUACAGAGACCCCUCCGCCCCAUCCACCUCACAGUACAGAGAGAGAGACCCCUCCGCCCCAUCCACCUCACAGUACAGAGAGAGAGACACCUCCGCCCCAUCCACCUCACAGUACAGAGAGAGAGACUCCUCCGCCCCAUCCACCUCACAGUACAGAGACAGAGACUCCUCCGCCCCAUCCACCUCACAGUACAGAGACAGAGACUCCUCCGCCCCAUCCACCUCACAGUACAGAGAGAGAGACUCCUCCGCCCCAUCCACCUCACAGUACAGAGAGAGAGACACCUCCGCCCCGUCCACCUCAACCCAGACCAGACCUCAACCCUUCACCAGGCCUGUCCUGCAGGAGGUCAAGUUAGUUUUGCUCCCUCAGGUCCAGCCUCCUGCACCUCCUCAGCCCCAUGCCCGGCCCCGAUCCCCCCUACAGCAGCUCCACCCUGGACCCCUCAACCAGCCCCGAUCCCCCCUACAGCAGCUCCACCCUGGACCCCUCAACCAGCCCCAUGCCCGGCCCCGAUCCCCCCUACAGCAGCUCCACCCUGGACCCCUCAACCAGCCCCAUGCCCGGCCCCGAUCCCCCCUACAGCAGCUCCACCCUGGACCCCUCAACCAGCCCCAUGCCCGGCCCCGAUCCCCCCUACAGCAGCUCCACCCUGGACCCCUCAACCAGCCCCAUGCCCGGCCCCGAUCCCCCCUACAGCAGCUCCACCCUGGACCCCUCAACCAGCCCCAUGCCCGGCCCCGAUCCCCCCUACAGCAGCUCCACCCUGGACCCCUCAACCAGCCCCAUGCCCGGCCCCAAUCCCCCCUACAGCAGCUCCACCCUGGACCCCUCAACCAGCCCCAUGUCCAGCCCCGAUCCCCCCUACAGCAGCUCCACCCUGGACCCCUCAACCAGCCCCCCCUGGAGCCCCAGGCUCUCCUCCUAACCCAGCCCCCCCCGGAGCCCCAGGCUCUCCUCCUAACCCAUGCCUUCCAGAUGCAACAACCCAGAACCCUUCAUCUCCAACCUGUUCCCCAGGUCGCUCCCCAGCCCGUGCCCGCUCCCCAACGGUGGCCUGCGGGCCCCUGUGGCGUCCCUGCCCCCGCCGUGCUGAUAGCUGCUGCCCCCGAGCGUCUGGGCCCCCCAGAGACCGGCCAUCGGAUCACCCUGGGCAGCCAGACUCCUGGGGGCCUCGACCCCCGGCCCGGAGCCCCGCUGCUGACACACAACCGCCCUCUGCCCCUGGAGCCACAGGUCGUGGUCGACCGGCCAGCCACUCAACCUCACUUCCCCAUCCCAGCUCUCGCUGUUCCCCUGAACCCUAACCCCAUAGUCCCAGCCCCUGUCGUCCCAGUCGUCCCAGUCGUCCCCAGGGCAGCGGAGGAGAGGGCAGGUCCCUCAGUCCAACAGGAGGUCCAGGAACCAGAGAGACCUCAUCUGCAGCCCCACGUCAGAGCACUGGUCAGAGGAGUGGUGGAUCUGUUUCCUGAUGUCCAGGAGAACUAUGUAGCAGAACUGAUCCAGACCAAUGACCUGAAAGAUCUCAAUGUUAUCUGUAACAUGUUGCUGGAGAACCCAGCCGUCCCUCAGAGAAAGAGUUCAGUCUCCGUGGCUCAUAGCAGCAUCCUGCUGGAACCCUGCGACGACAUCUCACAGUCUGCAGAGGACCUGUUUGACUACGGGUCGUUGAGUCAGGUGGGUCCGGAGGCGGCGAUGCAGGCAGCUGACCUCUUGAUGGGAGACUUCAGGAUGAUUUCCUGUCAGGACAUCAAAUGGAGCCUCAACGCCAUGAAGGGGCACUACGCAAUCACACGCAAGGCCUUAUGUGAAGCGGUGAAGCAGUUUCAGGACUCUGAGUCGUUAGAGAAGAGGAGACGCAGGAGACACACUGCUGAACGCUGCUAUAUAGACUUCAAGUAUCAACACGGUUCAGUGAAGUUGGAGAGGAGGAUGUACUUCCUGGAGAAGAAUCGUCGCGGUUGCAGGACGUACGGAGCGGCUCUGGACCCUUCGCUACACAGAGAGAUCACCUUCUAUCAGCAGAAAGCCAAGGAACAUGCUGAGCAUGAAGACUUCCUGUUGGCUCUGCAGGUUAAUGAGGAGGAGUAUGAGAAGGACGGACAGCUGAUAGAGUGUGGGUGUUGCUGUGGGGAAUUUGCCUUUGAGAAGAUGACCCAGUGUUCUGACGGACAUCUCUUCUGUAAAGAGUGUCUGGUUAAAUACGCCGAGGAGGCUGUGUUCGGGUCAGGACAGUCCUCUCUCAGCUGUAUGGAAGGAGACUGUUCCUGCUCCUUCCCGGUGUGCGAGUUGGAGAAAGUGUUACCGGAGACGGUGUUGUGUAAAUACUACGAGAGACAGGCCGAGGAGGCCGUGGCGGCUUCCUGCGCUGACGAACUCGUACGUUGUCCGUCCUGUAACUUCCCAGCGUUGUUGGAUAAAGGCGUAUCUCUGUUCAGCUGCCCCAACCCUCGCUGUCGGAAGGAGAGCUGUAGGAAGUGCCGUGUCCAGUGGAAGGAGCAUGCUGGGAAGUCAUGUGAUCAGGUCAUGGAACGAGAUGAGAUACGCAUGAGGGUGGCCUUUGAGGAGAGGAUGACGGCGGCGCGGGUCAGGAAGUGUGUGAAGUGUGGAACAGGUCUGGUGAAGUCUGAGGGCUGUAACAGGAUGUGGUGUCGUUGUGGAGGCUACAUGUGUUACCUGUGCCGAGAGCCAAUCAGUGGAUACAACCACUUCUGUCAACACGCCCGUUCACCUGGCGCUCCCUGUAGACACUGUCGCAAGUGUUCCCUCUGGACGGACCCCACGCAAGAUGACGAGCGCAUCAUUCAGGACAUUCAGACAGAGGGGGAGAAAGAACUCAACAAGAAGAACUCAGAGGCUUCAGGGAAGAGAGUGGGCCCGCCCCCGGAACCUGUGGUGGUUGCUAAGCGACCUCGAGCAGCCCACCCUCCACAGGCGGUGCGAGCGCCCUUAUUGGUCCCUCCUCGUGUCAUUUUGCCUCAUCGCCAGCCGUUGCCCCCCGCCCCCUACGUGCCCCCCCUCCUCCACCUGCCCCCCCUCAACUACCACCUCCCCCUCAACCAGGUCAACAACAACCCGAACAAUAUAGACAUCAACAUGCCCAUGCACUAUGGACCCCCCCCCCGCUACUACAGACCCCUAUAACCCCUCCUCCUCUACUACAGACCCCUAUAACCCCUCCUCCUCUACUACAGACCCCUAUAACCCCCCCUCCUCUACUCCAGACCCCUAUAACCCCCCUCCUCUACUACAGACCCCUAUAACCCCCCCUCCUCUACUACAGACCCCUAUAACCCCCCUCCUCUACUACAGACCCCUAUAACCCCCCCUCCUCUACUACAGACCCCUAUAACCCCCCCCCCCCCCCCCCCCCCC
Messenger RNA from Salvelinus fontinalis (brook trout), 4790 nucleotides. Its product is annotated as arginine-glutamic acid dipeptide repeats protein-like. The transcript is spliced from 17 exons. NCBI's taxonomy places the organism in Eukaryota, Metazoa, Chordata, Actinopteri, Salmoniformes, Salmonidae. Bases 276 to 4559 code for a protein of 1427 amino acids. The record is from RefSeq and is a predicted model, not a curated record.